UCGUAAUCAUCUGUCAUUCAUCACAUGUGUUUAUCUAUUAAUGUUUUACAGUAUUAUUUAAAUAAAUAAAACGAUUUAUUUUUCUAAAGUCUUCGCUUCGCUCGAUUCCCUACAUUUAACGUGGCUUUUAAUUUACGAAUUGUCACCAGACGUUUGUCAAGUGUCUUUGAAAAAAUCUAAUGAGAAUUAUGGCUGUUUUAAGAAAAUAUAUAGAUAUUGGAGCAAACCUCACAGAUGAAAUGUACCAAGGAAUAUAUCAUGGUUCAAAGAAACAUGCUCCCGAUCUCGACAAAGUACUUAACCGAAGCUGGGCUGGUGGUAUGGACAAAAUGAUAAUAACAGGAGGAAGUUUAAGUGAUAGCAAGAAAGCUAUUGAUUUAUCUCGCACCGAUUCAAGAUUAUUCUCUACCGUAGGAUGUCAUCCGACGAGGUGCAAUGAUUUCGUGCCAGAUCCGGACAAAUAUCUUAAUUCUCUUAGAGAACUGAUUGUGGAAAACAAAGAUAAAGUUGUUGCAAUCGGAGAGUGUGGCUUGGACUAUGAUCGUUUGCAUUUCUGCGAAAAAGAUGUUCAACUCAAAUACUUUGAGUUCCAGUUACAGUUGAGUAAAGAAUUUAACUUACCACUCUUCUUGCACUGCCGCGCUGCCGCCGAUGAUCUCGUCGAUAUAUUGAGUAGAAACCAAGAUAAAAUUGUCGGUGGAGUGGUGCAUUCAUUCGAUGGUACAGAGGACGCAUUAAACAAAAUAUUGGCAUUGGGAUUGUAUAUAGGUAUUAAUGGAUGUUCAUUGAGGACAAAAGAAAAUUUAGAAGUGGCUACUAAAAUACCAACAGAAAGGCUGAUGAUAGAAACCGACUGUCCUUGGUGCGAGGUGAAAUCCACCCAUCCAGGGUACGGCCAUGUGGUCACCAAGUUCCCAUCAGUGAAGAAAGAGAAGUAUGAUAUUGGGACUGACAACCAAGUAAAGGGACGCAACGAGCCAGUUAAUAUUGUGCAAGUCUUGGAAAUCUUAGCAGCAGUACGAAAAGAAAAUAUAGACGAGCUGGCCAAGUCUAUUUAUGACAACACCAAUAAAUUGUUUUUCUCUAACAACAGUUAGUAAUUAUCACUUGCUUAUUAUAUCGAUUGUAAUGUUAAAUCUUGAAUCAUGGUGCAAUAGAAUUAUAAAAAUUAAAGUAUUUCGCGAAUAUUGCAGGAGAAAAAGAAAUAAAUCUAAUUUAUUAAACA
Messenger RNA from Galleria mellonella (greater wax moth), 1225 nucleotides. RefSeq names its product deoxyribonuclease TATDN1. Gene Ontology annotation, molecular function: 3'-5'-DNA exonuclease activity. The transcript has 6 exons. Bases 180 to 1097 code for a protein of 305 amino acids. Lineage: Eukaryota; Metazoa; Arthropoda; Insecta; Lepidoptera; Pyralidae. Gene Ontology annotation, cellular component: cytosol. The record is from RefSeq and is a predicted model, not a curated record.